UGUGGCGUCUGUCAACAGAAACAGAAGCUAGCAGCGAAGCUAACGGUAAACUUCUGCCUCUGGAUGUUGACAGUUCGGUAAGAAGCUUGUUUCUCUCUCGUCACGCAACACAACCACCUUUAUCUGUCUUACGUUCACCGGGACGUCGGCUCUUCCACCCGGUGGCUCGUUGACUGGCUCUGCAGAACUGAAUGAGGUGCGGUCUUCUGCCACUGCUGUCUUGUAAGUGCUGCUGCUGUUCCCGGGAUGGGCCAGCAGAUCUCAGGUCAGGCGGUGAUGACCCGUCUGCCUGAGAAGCUGGUGAAACACGUAGGACUGGUGCGUGACAGCGGCUACCUCACCUACGAGGAGUUUCUGGCUCGAGUGGCCGAACUUAACGACGUCACGGCCAAGCUAGCUGCUGGACAGCAGAAGCACCUGCUGUUUGAGGUGCAGCCAGGAUCCGAUGCCACAGCCUUGUGGAAGGUGGCCGUCAGGAUUGUUUGUACCAAGAUCAACAAGGAGAACGGUAUGGUGGAAGCAUCGCGGAUCAUGAACCUGUACCAGUUCAUCCAGCUGUACCGAGACAUCACCAGCCAGGCUGCCGAGGUGCUGUCUGCAGAGGGCGCCACCGAGGGCCCGUCUGCCCAGCUCCCCUCCACUGACUCCUGCCAGGCCAGCAUGUGGAUGGGCAGAGUGAAGCAGCUGACCGAUGAGGAGGAGUGCUGUAUCUGUAUGGACGGGAAGGCCGACCUUAUCCUGCCCUGUGCACACAGCUUCUGUCAGAAGUGCAUUGAUAAAUGGAGCGGGCAGAGCCGAAACUGUCCAAUAUGCCGCCUGCAAGUGACUGCUGCCAAUGAAUCGUGGGUAAUGUCUGAUUUCCCCACAGAGGACGACAUAGCCGGCUACAUCCUGAACCUGGCUGACGAGGCAGGCCACCCACACAGGCCUUAACACACAGCACGCUGAGCCAACUAGAUAACAAGGGAAAUCGACCCGAACUAAGUAGACUUUGCAACACAAAAUGUCACUUUCACUGAGGAGGAGGGUUUUUUUUUUUUUUCUUUAAAUGCUAGCAACGCAGAAAGAAACCUAUCCUACUCCUUAUGUUAUUAGUGACAGGUUUGGAAUAUGAAACCAGUAAUACUUUAUUUUACAGGUCCCCUGUUUUCCAGGUAAUUUUCUGGGAAUCUUCCACAUAAUAUCCCGAAAGAUAAGCUGGUAUUUAACUGUAAAUUACCAGGAUAUCACAGAAUGUUCAAUUUGGUACUGAUUAUAAAGGAAAUGGAGAAAGUUAGUAAACUAUUAAGUACUUGCUUGUUAUAUUUGAGUGUUUAAGACAAAAAUAGGAAAUUCUCUUGUAGGUGACAAAUACUACCAGAGGUAGAAAUACAUUUGUAAGUAUAACUGCUUAACCUGUGAAAUUUUAAAGCUUGUAGUUUGUUUUAUUUGUUUAUGAUCAUAUCAGAAACUAAGGAAUUUACAGUGCAGCUGAAAACUACAAGUGACAAUUCAAUUCGAUCGAUAUGCAGCAUAAUGUCGACUCAAUUAUUAAUUAUUUACCAAAUCUCAAGCAGCUCCACAGUGUAUGGCAGUUGAAAGAGGAAGAAUCCAAAUGACAUAUUGUUGUUAGUCUGUCCAGGAAACUCAGAUGGAUAUUGGCAUCUGUUACCUACUACUAGUUUUUUAAAAUUAAAACAUAACGAGCGAGUGUUUAAUAACAGUAGCAACAAACACAUUCUCCUUUCCCUUCAUAAUUAAUACCACAUUGUGUGAACCUUUCUUGGAAAUUUCACAGCAACUUACAGCUAAAUACCAACUAAUUUAUAGGAAAUUAUGAGCAAAGUUUCCAGGAAAUUAGCUUGAAAAUACAGGAUCUGUAAAAUAUAGUAUAAUGACACCCUGUCUCUUAAAGUCCUAAAAAAAAUCCCAGGAUGCUCUUUGUAACCCAUGUAUUGUAGCUGUGAUGCUUUAUGGGAACUGUGUGUGAUAAUAUGUUGUCUGAAGUGAAAAUUCAGUAUUUGUAGUAUGCUAUAAUAAAUUCUAAUCUUUUAUUUUAACACACAGAAUAACCAGAAGUACAGUUCUUACAGUACUUUUUGGGUUGAUUUAACCAACAUGGGAGAAAAAGACCUGGGCUGGGACAAACCAGACACUUUAUACUAUGAAUUCUGAUUGAAGUUGAAGUUGCCUUUUGUGUUAAUAUGAAUGGAAAAGAGGAUGAGACAGAAGAGGUGAAGUAAAGUCAGUGACUCCUGCAUCAACUUAUAUUAAAAUUUAAAGGAAUGGUUCAACAUUUUGGAAAAUAUUCACUCCCCGGUAGAGUUAAAUGAGUGUCUGUCAACUGCAAGGCUACAACCAGCAGUGGAUUAGCUUAGCUUAGCACAAAGACUAGAAACGGAUGGAAACUGCUAGCCUGGUUCUGCUCAGCAGUAACAGGAGGGGUUAUAGCCAAGCACAAUAACUUCUUGGAGCCUGCCAAGAAAUAGUCACACAACCCACUAUAAAACAGCAAAUUCUAAUUUUUAAACUUAAGUUUUUGUUUGGUCAUGAAUUUGUAAAAGUUAGAGGUGUUAUUAGGUGGAUUUUGUUAUCUCUGUACAUCUGUUUCCCCCUGUUUCCAGUCUUAACGCUAAGCUAAACUAACUAGCUUCAGGCUGUAACCUUCUGUGUAACAAACAUCUCAUUUAAUUCUCCAGCAGAAAGGAAACAAAAAGCAGUAGAACACCAAAUACACCCUUUUUUUUUUGCCAGAGUCAAACUGUAAAAGCCAAAUUUAUUUUCCACAUGUGAAGCUGUUCUGUAGUCCGUUCGAUGUAACCCUGCAUGUUUAUAUCCCACAUGACAUGAAUUAUCAGCCGUGUUGUGUGAACAAUGUUAUAAACUGAUGCUCUGAUCUGCUGGACUCCUGGGUGUACAGAACUGACUAGUUUUAUAUGAUUUUAAUGACUUGGCCUGCUGUGGUAUCUUCUUUACUGUUGGAAAUAACCACUAUUUGUCAUCUUUUUUUUAACAUAUAUUUUUUCCCUUCCAUAAUUGCAUUAAGAUGAUUUUAAUCUGAUUGCUGCAGAAGUACUCUAGGUCUCACCUAAACAGCCAUUUCUUGUCUUUGCUUUGCUUUUCUCUGUCAAGCCAUUAAUUCAACUCAGGCAGCUUUUCCGUUAUAACUGACCUCCUGCAGGAUUACAGUUAACUACAAAAAUAGUUUUAUUUUAAAUAAGUAUUUCUGCCUUGGUUUCCAAAUCUGAUAAAUCACAGGCAGCACUUUUCAGUUUAAGAGGACGUGGUUGUGAUUUAUGUGAACUGGAUCCAUGCUGAAGUAUUUCAUGAAAUGUGAAUAUAUUACUUUGCAUUAGAGCGAUAAAUUUCUAUUUUACUGAAAAUCUAAUGCUUUAUUUUAAGUUGUAGAGAUAUGAGUUGCUAAUUCAGCUUUUUGUUUGGUGACAUUGAGUGAGUUAAUCCACUUUACAUUUGAUCUCAUUAAGAUGUUUUAAAAUGUUUCCCGGUAUGAGACGAUAACUCCACAGUUAUCCCACAGCAGUGUAACAGAAGCCGUUUGAUUUUACACAGGAGUCAUUUACUAAACAGCUUUUUUCUGUUCUGUUAAUAGACCGUAAACGUGAAAUUUUAUUGGACCAGAAGUAAUUUUUGGUCGUUGAUGCUGAUAAAUCGCACUUUGAAACUUCACUGUAGCUUUCUUGGUGUUUGUGCACUACAGCAACAGAGGAUUUUUAUCUCUGUGGUGGAAAAUAUUAUCUGACACUGUAAUCCAACAGCAGCUGAGUCUGUUUGCACCAAAAGAUACUCAACCGUAGGAGGCUUUUUUCACCAAAUUAAACAUGAGUUUGAUCAGAGGCCAUCUGAUCUAAUGGCCACAUGGCUGCAUGUAUUAAACAUUUGAUAAAUACAGAAUGAGGAAACAUUCAAUUUGGAUUCCAGGCCAUUUUUCAUAAUAGAUUACUAUAAAGCAUCUGAUCCUACAUACACAUAUUGUAUGUAAAUGUUUUUGAGUAUGCCCUAAGCAAACAAACUGCUGUGUAAUGUAAUGUUGUGACCUUAAGGUGGUAGCAUUAUCCUGAAGUUCUGCUUACAUGCGAACAGCAUUAUUGAAGGCAUUCUAUUAGCAAAACUGAGUGAAAGGAGGUGUAUUAAAAUUGAAUUUAUUCUUACCGUAUUAUCCUUAAUAAAGAGAUACUCACUUUUUGCACUUUAAAGACUUCUUUGUGUUCUGAUGGAUAUAAAAAUUGAUGCCGCACUGAUUCUUUCAGUAUCAAGUUGUAUAUUUGAUCACACAAAAACUGUUUAUCCAUCUCAUUUAAACAUGCAAAGGAAAUCUUAUGCAAUAAAAACCUAAAUGCUGUCAUGUACCAACUAUGUAACAUUAAAGCAAUGUGCUAUAUAGUUUUUUUAUCAUCA
Lates calcarifer (barramundi perch) is the source of this 4395-nucleotide messenger RNA. It is a transcript of the gene rnf141, whose product is annotated as ring finger protein 141. Gene Ontology annotation, biological process: protein autoubiquitination. The transcript has 6 exons. Lineage: Eukaryota; Metazoa; Chordata; Actinopteri; Centropomidae. Gene Ontology annotation, molecular function: ubiquitin-protein transferase activity. Bases 247 to 933 code for a protein of 228 amino acids. The record is from RefSeq and is a predicted model, not a curated record.